AUGUUAACUCAAUAGAUUAAAUUAUUUUUAUAUUAUUUAGAAUAUCUUAUUAAAUUAUAUGAAUCCAAAGCUGGCCCAUUAGGUUAAAUGGAAUAAAAACGUUUAGGAACAUUCCUUAGACAAAGGGCAUAAUUUAAAAAGUUCGAUGUCCAAUCAAAAUUUGAAUUCAUGUUUGAUGGUUAUAUAGUUAAAGGAGAAAUUUAAAGUUGUAUUCAAGAUGAGAAUGAUGGAGUAAAACGAUACAAUGAUUAUUGGUAAUAAUAAUAUAUAAUUUAGUUAUGUACAACCUAGAGAAAAUGAUUUUAAUGUCACAAAAACACUCAUCUGUUUGGUUUUUAAUGAUGCAAUUGAUGUGAUAAAGCAGGAUAGAUUGGAAUAAUUAAUCAUAAAGAAAUUAUAGAUCAACGUUCUCAAGAAUAAAAAUUCAAUUAUAAUAUUUAUAACAAGAAUUAUGAACAUAAAAGUUGCAUAUAUAUAUUUUAUUAUUAAAAAUUGUUAAUCUUUAUUAAAUUGA
Messenger RNA from Paramecium primaurelia, 514 nucleotides. NCBI's taxonomy places the organism in Eukaryota, Ciliophora, Oligohymenophorea, Peniculida, Parameciidae. The record is from the annotation of a GenBank genome assembly.